Gossypium arboreum is the source of this 2567-nucleotide messenger RNA. Its product is annotated as transcription factor BEE 2-like. The record is from RefSeq and is a predicted model, not a curated record. Bases 668 to 1738 code for a protein of 356 amino acids. Gene Ontology annotation, biological process: regulation of DNA-templated transcription. Lineage: Eukaryota; Viridiplantae; Streptophyta; Magnoliopsida; Malvales; Malvaceae. Gene Ontology annotation, molecular function: protein dimerization activity; DNA-binding transcription factor activity. Gene Ontology annotation, cellular component: nucleus. The transcript has 7 exons.
CCUGUUCCUGAGUAUAACGAAAUCGUGUAGACUUUGCUCUCCUGUUUCUUCCCUGUUCCUGAUAAAACUAAUCGACUACGGUGAUUAAAAAUUCUGUCAUUUCUUGUGCUGUUCCUGAUAUUUAUCAAAAAAUAAUAUUAAUAUUAUCAAACUAGAACUAUUUUUCUAAAAAGGGAAAUUAAUACUUUAAUAGAAGGUUCAUCAAACAACUUGAUUUGAUUGUUUAUUUUGUUUAGAGCCAAAGACUUUGGGAGACGUUGAAAACUCACCAAAUCAAAAAUCUUAAUCUGCAGGUGGGAAGCCUCCAAAUAUCACCUCAACUUCAAAUUGAAUUACCUUCAACAAACCUAGAAAAGAUUACCCGAAACCCUUUGGAGGGAGCCUCUCCGUUUUCUGUUAUAAACUGACAUUCUCACAUGGCGUUUAUGUCACUGGGUCCCAUAGGCCACAAGCUCUCGUUAAUGGCUUACAUUCUUUUCUGAUUCUUUGCCUCUCUUCUACCCAAAUCCUUCUCUUUAUAUAUAAUUUAUUAUUAUUAUAUAUCCUUUACAAAUUCAUCUUCACCUUAGGCGACCAGGGUGUUCAAAAUCUUUAGAGAGGAAAGCAAAAGAAUCCCAUUCUCCUCCUUCCAGUUUCCAGUCCCUGGAAAGCUGUACCCUAUAACGGGAUGGACGUGACACUGCUCGACAGACAACAAGCAACUUAUCCCCUUGAAUUAUGUGCAAGUUCAGUGCCUCUGUUUCAGAGUUAUUUAGGUAGUGGACCAAUAGUUGAGCUGAAAAGACCAGAAGCUUAUUUGAGUGGUGAUGGUUUUCACGAAUUUGUCUACUUUCCAGUGGGUGGAGGACCAGAGUUUGGUGACAGUGAAAAGUUGAAUUUGGUGCCGCCUGAUGCUGCUCCCGGUUACUGCAUUUCUCGGACUUCUAGCUGUCAGAUGACAGCUUUCCAUGCUGCUGCUAUGAAAGAGGAAAGAGAGGAUAUGAUUUUGGAGAAAAUGGAAUCCACCCCUGGCAGUGGCAGCAGAGAGAGUUUUACCAAGAGAAAAGUUGUUGCAGAGCGUAAAAGCAAAGAUAAGAGGAUCAAAGGUGAACUGGAAGGGGAAUCUGAGGUGAAAACAAAAUGCAGUACACAAGUCUCCAGGAAUUCUUCAAAGGAGAAUUCCAAGGCUUGUGAGGUUCAGAAGCCGGAUUACAUUCAUGUAAGGGCGCGCCGUGGCCAGGCUACUGACAGUCACAGCUUGGCAGAAAGAGCCAGAAGGGAAAAGAUCAGUAAGAAGAUGAAAUGUUUGCAAGAUUUAGUCCCUGGUUGCAAUACGGUCACAGGGAAAGCUGGAAUGCUUGAUGAAAUAAUCAACUAUGUUCAAUCUCUCCAAAGACAAGUUGAGUUCUUGUCUAUGAAAAUCGCUGCUCUAAAUUCAAGUGCUGAAUUCAAUGUUGAAAACCUGCCUAUAAAAGAGCUUCCUUCUUACGUCGCCAAUUUUCCAGCAGCCGCUAAGUUACCAGCAAUGCCCAAUUUGACCUGCUUUCAGUUAAAUUCAAUGCAAAAAGAAGCUGUAAAUUGCAUGUUAAAUGAAACAAUGCAUCCUCCCCUAACAGCAACUGAAGGAAUUGCAAGUGCUUCUGUUUCUAUCCCAGAACAAGCGCUCAGCUCAUCCACCAUAACUCAGCUGCAACCUUUUUCAACUUGGAACAUGGAUCCUCAAGGUCUUUACAAUUUGUACAAUAUGGGGUUCCAUUAAGAAUGAUCAACUAAUUUUGUCUCCAACAUCAACAGAUACUAUUCUUGGAAUCACGUCAAACUUCAAGAGGGAUUGGAAUUUUAAAUGCUACUAUUCACCUUCUUUACAGUCUUUAUUUCAGUGAUUCUUAUAGUUACCAUUCCUGAAAUCCUAGAAGUAUAAAGAUGAUGUUUUUUUUUUUUUUUGGACAUUAUUCACCAUGUUAAUUCUUACAGAACUUAUUACUACGAAAACUCCAAAAAAUUACUCAAUGAACAAAGUCUUGUUCUUCAUGUAUAGCCCCACUAUUGGAAUAAAAUAUCAUCUAUAUGAUCAACCAUCAUAAGUUUUUACAUAUUUCCACUUGUAUAAUGACUAGAGAUAUGUUUCUUGUCUGUAUGUUUACUCAAUACAAUGAAUAUAGAUAUGUCUUUGUAGGCUGUAAAAGGAGAGAAAGUGUACAGGACCACGCUAAGACUAGCAUAAAAAAGCAGAUGGGAAUAGAAAAUGACAGAGGAGGCAUUGUGUUGGAAACUUUAAGUCAUUGUUGGGGGGUCAACAAAGAUGAUAGAGAUGAGUUGAAAGGGCAGGAGCUAGGGGAAGAAAUGGCCCAGCAGCCGCCCAACUUGUGCCUCAUGCAAAUAUGCAAACUCCUUCAUUAGCACUACAAAAAGCAAAUGACAGUUCAGUCAGAUUGUAUUAAAACUAGGAUUAAACCCCUAUCAUUCUUGAUCAUUACGGAGGCCAUUAACAGUUUCAUUUUCUUCAAGCAUAUUUGUAUCAAACAUUUACCCCUAUCGGCAUUCAUUAACUGAUCCAAUUAAUAUCCAGCAAUUUUUGUUUUGUCAAA